Messenger RNA from Cyphellophora attinorum, 606 nucleotides. RefSeq lists its product as uncharacterized. Gene Ontology annotation, molecular function: hydrolase activity. Bases 1 to 606 code for a protein of 201 amino acids. The transcript has a single exon. The record is from RefSeq and is a predicted model, not a curated record. Lineage: Eukaryota; Fungi; Ascomycota; Eurotiomycetes; Chaetothyriales; Cyphellophoraceae.
AUGGUGUUCCGUGUGGGCAAUAUCGAUGUCCUGCAAAAACCAACAACUCCAACCACCGAGCCAAUAGCGAAGUACGACGGGCUGAAGCCAAGCGUCACCGAGCUUCCUGCGGGCUUCCAGAAGACUGCCGGGCACCGUGCUUUCCGAGCGAAAACGAUCUUCGAGAAGGACAUUGCCGUUCCGCUGCGCGAUGGCGCCACCAUUCGCGCUGACGUCUUCCGACCUGCUGAUGUGGUGCACAAGGUGCCUGCGCUUGUUGCAUGGAGUCCCUACGGCAAAAGCGGCACUGGAUUCUUCUCCCUGGACCUCGUUCCGGGCCGUGUUGGAGUCUCACAAGAUAGACUGUCGGGAUUUGAAUGCUUCGAAGGCCUUGAUCCCGCAGAGUGGACGGCCAGAGGCUACGCAAUAGUGAAUGUUGACGCUCGAGGUGCAUUUGGCUCUGAGGGCGAUUUGAGAUGGUUCGGCAGCGCUGAGGGUCGAGACGGACACGACGCAAUUGAGCAUCUUGCAACCCUGCCGUGGUGUAGCGGGAAGAUCGGACUGGUCGGGAACUCCUGGCUAGCUGCUGCGCAGUGGUUCAUCGCAGCAGAGCAGCUCCGCACCUGA